AUGACUGUUUCAAGUAUCUUGGAUUACUUGGCGAAAAAAUUUCUCAUAUCGUCGUCGAGUCUAUCCAGACCACUUUUGGAAGUUGCAUGUCAUUUGAUUACCUAUGAAACCCUUGGAGAUUAUAUUCUUCAGAAGGUUCCUAUUUCAAGAAAUUUUAUAAAUACAGUCCCUGAAAGUCAAGUUUUUCCAAUACCAGCACUAUGCUCUCUGUCGUAUGCCUUGCGUUUGAUUCAGAGGUUUGAAUUUAAGUGUAAUCAUGAAGAAUGGUUAAAUAAUGUGAAACCCAACUUGGGUCCUGGAAUAUCAGAAAGAGUAAUGGAUGCCCUGGCAUCAACAGAUGAUAAUUUAGAAAGCUGCUGGAAAUUAAAGGCUGAGUUCAAGGCUGACUACGGUGUCCUUGUAAUACCUACCGUUCCAGGGCCACCUCCAAACCUCAACCUGGAUGGUAUUACAUUGAGCGACUUUCGUGCCAAAGCUUUCAGUUUGCUAGCCGUUGCAGGCAUGUCUGGCUUUUGCCAGAUCCCUGUUCCACUUGGGAUGCAAGAUGGCCUUCCUGUUUCAGUUUCUUUGUUAGCAAGAGAUGGAGCAGAUUUUUUCCUUCUUCAUCUUGUUCAGGCUUUCUAUCAAACUGUAAAAGAACGAGCUGCUGCUAUUUGGGAAUCUGGUUUGUGA
This is a messenger RNA of Phalaenopsis equestris, 672 nucleotides long. RefSeq names its product amidase 1-like. NCBI's taxonomy places the organism in Eukaryota, Viridiplantae, Streptophyta, Magnoliopsida, Asparagales, Orchidaceae. The record is from RefSeq and is a predicted model, not a curated record. The coding region runs from base 1 to 672 and encodes 223 amino acids. The transcript has 5 exons.